Molecule: messenger RNA, 2679 nt
Organism: Diplodia corticola
Lineage: Eukaryota; Fungi; Ascomycota; Dothideomycetes; Botryosphaeriales; Botryosphaeriaceae
Product: root hair defective 3 gtp-binding protein
Exons: 4
Coding region: 1-2679 (892 amino acids)
Biological process (GO): endoplasmic reticulum membrane fusion
Cellular component (GO): endoplasmic reticulum
Molecular function (GO): GTP binding; GTPase activity
Source: RefSeq, a predicted model, not a curated record
AUGGCGUCACCGGCCCUGCAGGUUCCCAAUGGCUCCGACAACACAGCACACCGUCCCUCGAUAACCAGCUCACAUUCGAUGCCCUCGGUCGUCAUGAACGGCCACCUCGCCCCCGUGGGCGACAAGGCCACGCCCGAGCAGUACGAACUCGGCGUCCAGGUCAUCGACGAGAACAAGGAGUUCAACUCGAAUCUCACCAACUAUCUGGCUCUUGAGAAAGUCAUCCCCGCCGGCUUCAACUACCAUCUGAUCUCCGUCUUCGGUUCUCAGAGCACCGGCAAAUCUACCCUGCUCAACCACCUGUUCAAGACGUCCUUUGGUGUCAUGUCCGAAACCGAGCGCCGCCAGACCACGAAAGGCAUCUGGAUGUCCAAGAAUAAGCGUGUGGCCCAGGGCGACAAGACCAUGGCCGACAACAUCCUGGUCAUGGACGUCGAGGGAACCGACGGCCGUGAGAGAGGCGAAGACCAGGACUUUGAGCGGAAGAGCGCGCUGUUUGCCCUGGCCACGAGCGAGGUGUUGAUCGUCAACAUCUGGGAGCACCAAGUUGGCCUGUACCAGGGCGCCAACAUGGGUCUGCUGAAGACUGUUUUCGAAGUCAAUUUGCAGCUCUUCGUCAAGGAUAGCAGGACUACUACACGCUCCCUCCUCUUCUUCGUUAUUCGCGAUCACAUCGGCAACACCCCUCUCGCCAACCUUAAAAACACUCUUUUGCAAGAUAUGCAACGCAUCUGGUCGACGCUGUCGAAACCGCAGGGCCUCGAGAACUCGAGGAUUGAGGACUAUUUCGACUUCGCCUUUGCCACGCUUCCUCACAAGAUACUGCAACCGGAGAAAUUCGUCGAGGAUGUGGAGAAGCUUAGCACACGCUUCCGGGAGGGUUACAAGGACCCCAAGACUGCGGGCUUGAUAGACGAGGAGAAGCAGCCUGUCUUCCUGCCGGAGUAUCACAGACGCAUCCCGGCCGACGGUCUCCCGACCUACGCGGAUGGUGUUUGGGAAUCGAUUGUCAACAACAAAGAUCUAGACUUGCCAACACAGCAGGAGUUACUCGCCCAGUUCAGGUGUGACGAAAUCUCACGAGAGGUGCUCGUUGCAUUUGACGAGAAGAUCACACCCUUUGAGGAGAAGCAGGCCGAGGGCGUUCGCUCCGGCAAACCCUCUGUUAUCACCGGCCUUGGUGAUGCUAUGAACACUGCCCGCACUGCCGUUCUCAAGGAGUUCGAAACCAAAGCUUCGAGAUACCACAAGGGCGUCUACGCACGGAAAUCAAAGGAAUUGUCUGGGAAAAUUGAUACUCGUCUGAAGGCAUUGUUUGCUGGUCAGUUGACCGCGGCACACAAGUCUGGCGUCUACGACUUUUCCGAAGCCGUCAGCGCUGCCGUGAAAUCAGGACAGAAGAAGGGCAGCAACUACGACUUUGCCGAGAUCGUGGCUUCCGAAAAGAAGAAGGCCCUAUCGACGUUCGAAGAGCAUGCAAAAGCUAUCGUGGUGGAAGGUGCACCAUGGAGCGAGUAUGGCCAACAGUUCAACUUGUAUAAAAAGGAGCUUGACGACGUGUCGUCACGUCUGCGCAAAGAGGAAAUGCGUAGGUUGGCAACUCGCAUUGAGCGGUGGGUGCGUUCUCGUCUGAAUGAGUCUGUUGGGUUGGAGUUCAAUAGGCUGGGUUCGGGCCGGGGAGGUUCUGGUGCUCCAGCAGAGGGAGAGAAGCACACUACGACAACUGAAAAGGAACUGUGGGACAAGAUCUGGGCGGUCUUCACCGAGACGGUCUCUCAGGCCGAGAAGCGUUUCACGGAACGCGCAGGCAGCUUUGACGCAUCGCCAGACGAGACUGAGGUUGGCCUGUGGCGCUUGAGACGGAAGAGUUGGGGUUGUCUACGGGCGAAGCUCGAUGAGGAGAUGAUGGAGGGUAACCUCCUUCUUAAGCUCCGCGAGAACUUCGAAGACAAAUUCCGCUACGACGACACUGGCGUUCCUCGCAUUUGGCGUCCCACUGAUGACAUCGAGGGCAUCUACACGCGCGCGCGCGAAUCCACCCUCACUCUCAUCCCUCUCCUCAGUCGCUUCCGCUUGUCGGCAACAUCCGCCCCACCGCCUUUGGAUGCGUGGAUCGGUGCAGCCCCAGCCACUGUCACGCCGGCCGAUGAGGAGGACCUGACACCCAUUGGCGGUGUGGACGAAGAGGAAGGGAAGAGCCUUGAGGAAGAGAUGACCGUGCUGAGCGAUGCCAAGCAGGCAGAUCUCAGCGUCCGCUUCAAGAAGACAGCUGAUGGCGUCUAUGUUGAGGCCAAACGCGGCGCCAUUGGUGGUAUCACACAAGUGCCUUUGUACUUCUACGGACUUUUGCUUGCAUUGGGUUGGAACGAAAUCUGGGCAGUCCUCCGCAACCCUCUCUACUUCAUUUUCAUGAUCCUUCUGGGCGUUGCCGCCUACGUGACAUACACACUCAACCUGUGGGGCCCGAUGAUGCGGAUGAGCAACGCCGCGUCGCAGCAGGCGAUCGAGAUGACCAAGGAGCGUUUGCGCGAGUUCCUUGAGAGUAACGAGACGGGUCGCCAGGCCAUGGGCAUGGCAAGCCGCAGCAACACCACCGAGAGCAUCGGGAUGGACAAGCUUGACAGCCAAGGCAAGAAGGCCGAGACAAGCGCCGCGGACGAGGACGAGGACGACAUAUAA